Bactrocera oleae (olive fruit fly) is the source of this 6168-nucleotide messenger RNA. RefSeq names its product Ret oncogene (gene Ret). Gene Ontology annotation, cellular component: axon; signaling receptor complex; plasma membrane. Lineage: Eukaryota; Metazoa; Arthropoda; Insecta; Diptera; Tephritidae. Gene Ontology annotation, molecular function: transmembrane receptor protein tyrosine kinase activity; ATP binding; calcium ion binding. Gene Ontology annotation, biological process: positive regulation of kinase activity; cell surface receptor protein tyrosine kinase signaling pathway; protein phosphorylation. The record is from RefSeq and is a predicted model, not a curated record.
AGUUGAGCGAAAUAUACCACAAAGAAAUGUUGGCUGAGCGGCGGCAACAUCAUUUCGCCACGAACAGCGCUAGUGUACGGAAGUAAGCGCGAAUAAAUGCGGAUACAUGAUUUCGGUUAUGAUUAUAACGGACUGAAUGAUAUUGCGGAUACGCGUUAAGUGCGAAUUUGGUGAAAUUAACUCUUAUUGAAAAAUUGCUGAAAUAUUCAUAAAUAUCUGGUUGUGGGGGGUGAAAGCUGCACUAUGUAAGCAAACAAACAAUUACAAUAACUACCAACCUACACCAGAAGGUACAUAACCUUCUGGAAACUUUGCAGUGCUCUGAAUGAAUUUUGACAACUUGAGAACAGAGCUGAGGAAGUGAUAAGUGAGCGCGUGAAUAAUAAUAACAGAAGAUUGGAGAGCAAUUCGAAAGACAAUUAAAACUAAUAGAAAGCAAAUAACAACAAAAACUUGAUAAAAGUGACACAUACCAAUACUUGUACAUAUGGAUGUACAUAUCUGUGCAUAAGACAUGUUCACUUGUAAUUGGAAUGCAAACAAAUUAACAAUCGACACACACAAGAAAAGCAAGUGCAAAAAAAAUAAAUAACAGUAACUCUAAAUAACUACAUGAGAGCAAUAAUGUGCGGCACUUAAAAACCAAUAAGUCAGUUAAGAAAACACAAACAAAAACAUAAUAAAUAUAUACAAAUAAACAAAACAAUCAACAAGCAAACAUUAUUAACAAUAACAAUUACAACAACUAUACAUUCUUCUUAUGUGCCAUGUGCAGAUGUGUAGAAGUAGCGGUGUAAAGCACUAUUCACUGCUCCGAAGUCAUAGUGCGGCAUAGUUGACAAAGUGACAGUGACAAUAAGUGAUAAGCAAAGAACGGAAAGAGCAAAACAACACAGCGGUAAACAUACCUUUUGCGACCCUGCAGUGCUGCGGGCACACAUACACUUACUCAGUUAUACAUACAUACAUACAUCCAAUACAAAUGUCCAACAUGCCGGUUCCUGUGAAUUACCGUUGCAGAUUAUGCGCCGACAGUCUAAUUGCGGUUAUUGUUGUUCUACGGCUGCUGCUCUUCCUGACUCGUGUCGGUCAUAGCACCUGUCAAGAUCCUGAAGUCUACUUUCCCAUGACUGCAGUAAAAUUAAAUCUACCAUUUAACGAAAAGUCACAAAGUAUAUUUUCCAAAAUACCGAUUGGACGCUUUGAAAUAUUGCCCGUUGGUAAGGGCAGUGAGGACAAAACUAUAGAAUAUCUCUACACUUUGGAGAAUAAUGAACUGCUGCAUGUGAACGGCAGCACCGGAGAGGUCUUCAUGAAGAACGAUUAUCAAGCCACACAGAAGAAGACGAAAAUAAUUUUAACCGCCAUACCGCGGAAUGCGCACAAAACGCUUGGCAACAUACCGCAAAUGGCAUUGGAGGUGACGCCACAAGCGGAAGCUGAGUAUUGUGCAAAUCUGGAGAAUGUCUGCUUCUGGGAUGCGGCGCACUAUACAAUAAUGGAAGAUGCCACGGCUAAGGAGUCGGAGCAGAUGAGUACAUUUGAACCUUUGCGUGUGGGCACAUUGAAUCCACGUGCCACACGUUAUCUAUGCCCCACGAUGGAUGUUAAAUACACGCUGACGAGUGGUGACAAAUAUUUUGCAUUAAAAAAUAAUGAAAUCUACACUAAAGUACCGUUGGAUUAUGAGUACUUCAAUACAACAGAAGUGGAAAAUUUCGCAGUAACCGUUGGUUGCACUAUUAAAAUGAGCGGCGAGAAAACGGUCGUGUUCAAUAAGACGCUGCAUGUGGCGCUUUUGGAUCGCAAUGACAACGGACCGGAGUUACAAAAUGAGGGCGUCUACAAUUUCUUGUUGGAUAAUCCACAUUUCAAACAGAACGCUCCAAUUGGAAAUAAGGUUAUAUUCAUGGAUAGAGACUCGCUUACAUCGAACACACAUUUAACUUAUCAGAUUUUCAAUGACACCAGCGAAUUGGUGCGCCCCGAUUGCACUGCCUACGAAGCUGAUCAUACCGGAAAAAUAAAGUCCAUUUUCAGUUGUCAGAUUCUAUUUGCACGCAACGGUAUUCUGAGUCAAUCAUCAUAUUGCUUCAGUUUGGUUGCCAGCGACAGCACUGUCAACACUAAUACAAUAAAAACAGCAAAAGCGAAUAUAUGCCUACGCACCGAUCCUAGUAAGAUACACGAGGCUGAUCGACCGCGCGUUUUAGAGUUGCGCCAACAACGUGGCAUGAGCCGACGUCUAACCAACGUGGCUGACUCGAUAUUGGAAAACGAUAAGAACGGUUUCUUAGCACCAAGCAUUUUAAGCACCUAUACAAAGGAUGUUUUCAUCCAGCGCACGGCAAUGGCUUAUAGUCGUGUGGCACAGCCAGAGAACUAUCAGAGUUUAAUGGAAAUGUCAGCGGUGCGCUUCACGAUCGCUGAAGAUCGUAGUGGCGCUUUUGGCAUAACAUCAUCAGCGGGAAUCAUUUAUGUAAAGAAUACGGCGGCGUUGGAACAAUCGCCGGAAACAGUUUACUUCCUCAACAUCACUUGGCAUGACACCUAUCAACGUUCGUUCGUUGUCAAUGUGCAUUUGGUCGACGGCCAGGCCAACAAUGCCACCUGCGAUCAUAAGAUCAAAUCGCGCAGUCAAACUUGCGCACAAAUUAAAUACCAAAAACAAUGUACGAAAUUUUGUGGUCUCGGCACAAAUGGUGGCGCCUGUGUGUGGCGUGGUUCCAACGCCGGUUUCUUCGGACGCAAUUACGCUUCUUGCGUGCCCGAUGCUACAUACUGUACGGACAAUGUUUGCGAUCCAUUAGAAGAACUGAAUACGUUCAUUUGUCCACAGGAUUGUGUGGGAGCUGGUAAAAUUAUGGGUCCACAUACAUCCAAUAAUAAUAAACGUGGCAUAUAUUCCGCUUCCGGCACCUGCACCUGUGAAGACAAUGGAAAAUGUUUGUGUGCGCCACUCGACGACGAGGAGCCACGUCCGAAGCGCAAACGGAAGAAUGAAACAAAGUCGUUAGAUGUCAAUAAAUUGACGAAAUUUGGUGGUUCGGAUAUAGCGCAGUCAGCACAAAAUAAUCUGAAUAACAACGGUGUUAUUGAACAGGAUGCUAUGAGCAUACAUGUGGCCGGUUUUACAUGCGGCAGGUCAUGCAUUAUACUGGCCGUCACAUGUCCACUUAUACUGAUCGUGUUGUUGGUCUGUUUAAUUGCAUCACAACGUAACCUCAUACGACGUACGCGUGGAAAGGAGGUGCUGUCGCAAAAACCAUCACCGAACGGUGAUUGUGAUAUACGUAACGGCGAUGUACCGUUAAUGCAGUUGGAGUGCGGUUUGACUAAAUUCGAUACGGCCGACUCAAAAUGGGAGUUCGAUCGUGCAAAGCUCCAGCUAGAUGUGGUACUCGGUGAGGGUGAGUUCGGUAAAGUGAUUAAAGGUUAUGCAACUAAUAUUGCCGAUAUAACCGGUGUAACUACGGUGGCCGUUAAGAUGCUUAAGAAUGGGGCCAAUUCGGUCGAGUAUAUGGCAUUGUUGUCGGAAUUUCAAUUGCUACAGGAGGUCUCACAUCCGAAUGUGAUUAAGUUACUCGGCGCCUGCACGAAAGGCGAGACGCCAAUGAUUAUCAUUGAGUAUGCAAAAUAUGGCUCGUUGCGCAGUUAUUUACGUUUGAGUCGGAAAAUCGAGUGUUCGGGUGUGGAUUUUACUGACGGUGUGGAGCCGAUAACUGUGAAACAUAUUUUAUCGUUUGCAUGGCAGAUAUGCAAGGGUAUGGCGUACUUGACAGAGAUAAAGCUAGUACAUCGAGACUUAGCGGCGCGUAAUGUCUUACUGGCCGACGGCAAAAUUUGCAAAGUAUCAGAUUUCGGACUAACACGUGAUGUCUAUGAGGACGAUGCGUAUUUGAAACGUUCACGUGACCGGGUGCCCGUGAAGUGGAUGGCGCCCGAAUCAUUGGCAGACCAUGUGUACACCACCAAAUCCGAUGUGUGGGCUUUUGGUGUGCUUUGUUGGGAAUUGAUAACGCUAGGCGCAUCACCAUAUCCCGGCAUACCACCACAGAAUCUCUAUCAUUUAUUGAAAACCGGCUAUCGCAUGGAGAAACCCGAUAAUUGUUCGGAAGAAAUCUAUUCCAUUGUGCGCACAUGUUGGAUCGACGAUCCAAACUCACGUCCGUCCUUCAAGUAUCUCGCUUCGCAAUUCGAAAAGUUACUCGGCAAUAAUGUCAAAUAUAUCGAAAUGGAGUCGAGCGCCAUUUCAAAUCCCAUGUAUUGCAUGGAUGAGGCCAAACUUACCGGCGCAUCGCAACAGGAUUUAACUGCAUGCCUCGACCAGCAGCUGGGUGAGCCCGACGUGUUGGAUCAUCUUUGGCAAACACCGAAAAUUUGCUAUGACACACAAGAAUGUCCGAGUAGUCGUGAAUUCUCCACAAAUUUCAGCAUGGAAUUUCAACAGACACCACCACCGCCUGGCUAUGAUGUACCGCGUCCACUUAUCGAGGCCGCCACUACAGAGCAGACGUUACGUUAUGAAAAUGAUUUGCGUUUUCCAUUAAACAUACGUAAGUCCGUAUGUAACGCUAGUAUUGCGUCGAAUAGUCAAAAUGGCAGCAAAGCUGGUGGUGGUUAUGGCGUCGGUGAUGGAUGUGGAUGUGAAGAUAGCAGCGAUGCCUUGGUGGCGCAUUAUUCGGUGCCAGUGAAACGUGGACGGUCCUAUGUGGAUAUGACCAACAAGACAUUCAUACCCGAUAAUUUGGAUAGUGAGGAAUUUGAGAAACAUUUCUCGAAAACAAUCUCUUUUCGAUUUUCUAGUCUACUAAAUUUGAAGGAGCAAGACUUAGGCGCUGUUUAAGAGUAUAUUAUAUAAGGAUACCGGGUUGUAGGAGUGUUUUCUUAUUUAUAAAUUUGUUUACUUAUAGUAUUUUAUAAUGUACUUGUAUUUGUAGAUGUGUAUGUAAAGUAACUUGUUGAUUAGUUUUAGUUCAUGUAUUUAUAAAAUUAAUUAAAUUAUUUGUGUUUAAGGAAUUUUGAGGUUAGUGGAGAGGCUAAUUUUUAUAUGAAAUCUCGAUGUGUAAAUGUUUGUAUGUAUGUGUGUGUGCGUACCUAUAACGCAUUUAAAUUAAGUUUGGCUGAAUUAAUUGCCAAAAUCAAAUACUCUGGUAAUAAAAUUUAAAUAGUUUUUAUCUUUGGCAAUUUUGCGCAUUACUAUUAAUUAAUUUAUUAAGUAAUUUCAUAUGUGAUUUAUUCUUUUUAAAUUUUUGCCAUUUAAAAUAAAAGAUUACUCGUGAUUGAAUGCUUUUAUUAAUUUUUUUAAUUUAAGCUUCAUUUAAAAUUUAAACUUUUUCAGGAAAUUUUCAAAAUGUUUGUAAAGUUUUGCACCAAUAAGUUAUUAUUUUGAGUAUUUUACAAUUUUUAUAAUAAUGUACAAUUAAAAAUUUAUGUAAUGUUUUAUUAAAAAUUAUGAAUUAUAAAUAUAAUUAAAUGCAAAUAUCUACUAAGCUUAAUAAACAUUCCUAUUGUUAAGCACAAGCAAAACAUAAAAAAAAAAUUGUUUAACAGGACUUUAGGAAAUUGCUAAGUCCGUCAAGCCACGAUUUAAAUGCCCUAAUUUAUUAAUUAAGCUUUCCUAUAGUACCUACAUUUAAAACAAAAGUUAUACAAAAUAAAGUAAAAAUAUGAGAAAUCAAAACAAAGCAAAAAAUUGUUUACAAAGUUUGGCAAUGUUUGACUAAGAUGCAACCAGAAUGCAGAGAAUGUAAAAUUCUCUGCAGAAUGUAUGUACAUAGACAAAGAAUAAGAAAUUGGGGGUCAAAACUGGACAAAAGGAUCUAUAAAUAUCUUUUCUUACAAAUUUGAAAUUAUGAUCCACGACUGGGAUAAGAAAGCCGAGCACAGACACUUACAAUAAAUUGUACCAAAUCUCACUGGGAAAUAGGAUGAUUAAGAGUGACAACUCCUCUUCAGCGGACUUAUGUAUGUAUGUGUAUAAAGAAAAAAAAAACACAAUAAAGCGCUCAAAUUUGAAUAGUUAGGAAAUUCACAACAAGGUUACAACCUUCGAUUCGACCGAUGACGGGGUUGAGUGAUGCUUCGGAAUUAAUCGUAUAUUAUUAUUGAAAUUUUCAACUUUUGGAACAAUUUCCCCAAUUUGUUCAAUUCUGUUUAAUUACAAAG